CGGCAAGCAUGAUCUUGACUUGAGCCAUGCCAGUGGCCCGCAUUGAGCCCAUCUCCGACAUUUUCAACGACGAUGACGAUGGCUGGCAGGAGAUGCCCAUUGUCCGCGAGGACAAGGACGCGAGCGGCCUAGACGAGGAAGACCAGAAGAAGUACCACUACGUCGCGUCAGCGAAGGCAGCGACGACCGCCAACGCUACGGGCCAGCUCAUCGACGUCGACUACGCGGGGAACGAGUGGCGCAGCAAGGCGGAGCAGAAUGAGAAGGAGUAUACGCGCCUUCGGAUGCAGGAGGAGGACGAGGCGGACGAGGUCACCCUGCGCACCAAGUACCUCUUCGACGAGGACAAGGCGAUGACGCCGCUCAGCCAGAUGCAGGCGACGAAGAACCUGCUCACGGAGGCCCAGCGCAUUGCCUACGUUGGUCUCUGUGCGCUCACAGCCCGCGAGAUGGCGCACGCGCUCCGCGUGCCCGGACGGAAGGAGCUCAAGGGCGCGCUCGCGGACAUGGAGUUGUGGGGGCUCAAGAUUAUGGGGCGGCUGUACUAUCAUAUGGAGGUCGAGACGCCGGAGCAGAAAAUGAUUGAGAGCCUCGCUGAACACGGCGUGCGCGCCGAGGAUCUUGUUCCAUCGUUGAUGACUACCCACACCAUCGCAAAUCCCGAGUACGACCCCGAGGAGGCGCGGAGGGAAGCACAGCGGAAAGAAGAGGAGCUCGAUGAUCUGCCCGAAGAGGACGUCGGCACACCUGUUCCACCUCCAGCAAAGGACGAUCCACAUCCUGCCACAUCUCCCUCCGCCGCCCAGACAGGCUUCCAGACCACCGCGCGAGUUCUUGAUCCAACUGCCACCUCCGCUAUCCCUGGCGUUUCUACCAAACUAUCCACCACCGACAAGGACGUGACCCUCGACAUACGAUGGACCAUCCUCUGUGAUCUCUUCCUUAUUCUCAUCGCCGACAGCGUCUACGACGCACGAUCGCGAGUCCUUCUCGAGCGGGUAGCGCUCAAGCUCGGCCUCGGAUGGAUCGACGUCGUGAAGUUCGAGAGUCGCGUGACCGAGGCUCUCGAGAUUCAAGAAGACGUGAACAAGAUGGAGAAUGAAGAGGUGGUAGAGGGACGCAGGAAGGCGGCAAGGAAGAAGCGCUUCGUCAUGAUGGGUCUUGCGACGCUGGGCGGCGGUCUUGUCAUCGGUCUCUCCGCCGGUUUGCUCGCGCCUGUCAUCGGUGCAGGUAUCGGUGCUGCCCUUACCACUGUCGGAAUCGGCGGCACUACUGGUUUUCUUGCCGGUACCGGCGGUGCUGCUAUCAUCACAACUGGUGGCGCUCUUACGGGUGGAGGAAUCGCUGUCAAGGGCAUGGCACGGCGAACGCAGCAAGUACGGACCUUCAACAUCUUGCCCUUGCACAACAAUAAGCGCGUCAGUGCCAUCCUGACUGUUCCGGGUUUCCUCAACGGUCCCAACGACGAUCCGCGAUUACCCUUCAGCGUACUCGAUCCUAUAGUUGGCGAUGUCUUCAGUGUUCUAUGGGAACCAGAGAUGAUCCAGGAAACUGGUAGCGCUCUCAAGAUCCUCACAGGAGAAGUCCUGACUCAGAUCGGGCAGACGGUCCUUCAGGCUACCGUCAUGACCGCCCUUAUGAGUGCUUUGCAAUGGCCCAUUAUCCUCACGAAGCUUGGCUACCUCAUUGACAACCCGUGGAAUAAUGCGCUCGACCGCGCGAAGGCCGCUGGAGGCAUUCUUGCCGACCUGCUCAUCCAACGACAUCUCGGCGUACGCCCUAUCACCCUCAUCGGUUUCUCUCUCGGUGCACGCGUGAUCUUCUACGCGUUGGUCGAGCUAGCAAGGCAGAAGGCGUAUGGUGUUGUGCAGGACGUCUUCAUCCUCGGCGGCACGCUUUCCGCGUCACAGCAGACGUGGAUUGCGACUCGUUCCGUUGUCUCCGGACGCUACGUCAACGCAUACGCGCGCAACGACUGGGUCCUCAACUACCUCUUCCGCGCGACUAGUGGUGGUGUAGGCACCGUCGCUGGCCUGCGACCCGUUCAGAACGUACCCGGCCUGGAGAAUGUCGAUGUGACGGACAAGAUCGCCGGCCACAUGAGCUACCGCACCUUCAUGCCCCUUAUCCUGGACCAGCUCGGCUUCCCUGUCUUCGCGGAUUACUUCGACGAGCCGGAAGAACCCGACUUCGAGGAAGACCGCAUUGUUGAGCGCGAGGGCGAGCCGAAGCGAAAGCGUGGGUGGUUCACGAAGAAGGAGACGGAGCAGAAGCGUGUCUCGCGGCCACCGGGAACAUCGUCGCCGUUCGCGAAGCCGAGAACGAGUCAGUCGACGAGGACUUCGGUGGAAGAUGACGAGCUGCCGCCAAGGGAGGGCGCUCCGACGUCGUCACCAAGUACACCGAAGCCGGAGACGCCCGAACGUGCGAGCAUGGACUCGCAGGGGUCGGGACCGUCGACUCCAUCGAAGCUACCACCCAAGCAUGCAGGCUUCGACUUUGCCGCGAUGAAGGAGAUGAUUGGACAGGCUGACGAAGAGGAUACGAAGACACCCAGUACCCCUCCUGCGGCGCCCAUGAUCCCUCGCGCUGCGAAUCGUACCGUGUCCAUGCCCUCGAUGCACCCGCCACCGCUAUCGCCACCGCCUGGAGGUGAGGUGCGACAUGCGCGAACACCAGAUCCAGAGGGGAACCUCGCUGCCGGUCUGCGGUCCAUGUCGCUGCAUGAAGCAGACGAGCACGAGUCAGACGAUGCCGUCUCCGACUUGUCAGAACGCAACGAACCCACUCCGCGCGCUGCAUUCACCUCGCCCUCGACGGCAAGUUUGUCCGGCUGGGGGUCGACAUUCGAUACCAACCGAUCCGUGCUUGGCUCUCCCUAUUCCACUUUCGGCGCCUCGCAGACGUCCUUGGCGGGCAACCCCUUUGCGUCAUCACAACAGUCCCUCGCUGGCAACCCCUUCGCCGACCCUCGACCGUCCUUUGGUGGCGGUGCGGGGUUAGGAUUCGGCGGCGGGGCGCCGGGCCUGACCUUUGGAAGUGCGGAUGGUGGGAUUACCUUCGGGGCGGCGGAUGGGACGAUUACAACGACCUCCGAGUUUUCUGCACCCGCACUCGCAGACCCGUGGCGCGUCCCGCCAGAUCUGGGUACGGGGAGGAAACGCACGGAUCCGUUCAGUUCGAAUCCCUGGUCGUCGUAGCCGUCGGGUGUUUGGAGGAAGAGUAGUCGGGCAUUGGGUAGCCGCGAUGCUCGACGUGUGACAUUUGGCCGGAGGCUGCAUACACUAGAGCUACACAAUGGGUUCCCCUUUUAUCACGCAUUUGUACUAUUGUCUAUAGCAUCUGCAUUCUGCUCCGCAUAUUUCCAUGAGCGCUUUGCUCGUAUUACAGACAUCGACGUUCUAGUUACGAUUAUGCUACUAGUAAUCUUCCUGCUAUUUAUGCACAAAUACAGUCAAUCUCCUUGAUGAACUCGCGCUCGUAUUGGCCUAUACUUUCGCACCACCGCCGUAGAAUCCAGUCCUUCUCGCCUCCGCAAAAUACGACAGCGCUUCCUCCACUCUUUUCCACAACUUCCGACGCUGUACCUCACCCUGGUUCUGCUCUCGCUGCGGCGGCCUGUACACCCG
Molecule: messenger RNA, 3629 nt
Organism: Schizophyllum commune H4-8
Lineage: Eukaryota; Fungi; Basidiomycota; Agaricomycetes; Agaricales; Schizophyllaceae
Product: DUF726-domain-containing protein
Exons: 6
Coding region: 27-3200 (1057 amino acids)
Source: RefSeq, a predicted model, not a curated record